Scatophagus argus is the source of this 4377-nucleotide messenger RNA. RefSeq names its product DiGeorge syndrome critical region gene 2 (gene dgcr2). Gene Ontology annotation, cellular component: membrane. The coding region runs from base 361 to 2001 and encodes 546 amino acids. The transcript has 11 exons. NCBI's taxonomy places the organism in Eukaryota, Metazoa, Chordata, Actinopteri, Scatophagidae. The record is from RefSeq and is a predicted model, not a curated record. Gene Ontology annotation, molecular function: protein binding.
CAGCUCCUCCAGCUGAUAGCCUGUGUGUUCCAUGUUUGGGAUUGUUGUGAUGGGAGGCCGCAGCCAUCUUGGAUCAGCGCCGUCCCUUACCGAGCAGCGGGAGAGGAUGCACGACGUUAACGGCGGAGCCAGUUAGCUAGCGUUAGCUGCUCGGUUAGAUUAACCACAAUUUGUGUCGCUGUGAUUAUGCUUCACACACGCUAUUUUUCUACGUCAGCUGCCGUUUCCAGUGCGUAAAAAUGGGUUUAAAGUGUGUUGAGCGUUCAACGUUAUAAAUCCGAAGAGGGCGGCGGCGGUGCAGAUCCUCGGUAUAUUUUUUGAAAAUUUCUGAAUAGAGGAGUUACUAUGAAUGGAGGAUAAAUGUUGCCAAAGGCUGACAGCAGCAGUUUCGUCCUCUUCUCUCUUCUCUUCGUCCUCACGUUAACGGACCCACCACGGGCAGGUCCACGGCUAGCUCUGGCAAGAUUAUUGUCAGAGCAGCGCUGCAGCCCUGGGCAGUUUGCCUGCCGCAGUGGGAAGAUGCAGUGUAUCCCAAUGUCCUGGCAGUGUGAUGGCUGGACGGCAUGCGAGGACAAGAGUGACGAAAUGGACUGUCCCCCCAUAAAGGAGGAGAGGUUUCGCUUUGGCAAUGGAUACGACCAGGUAGAAGAUGUCAUUGGUGUGGCUCAGCCUGUGCGCUUCAACAAGAAAUGUCCCAGCGGGUGGCACCACUACGAGAAGACGGCCAGCUGCUACAAAGUGUACCUGAGGAACGAGAACUACUGGCAGGCCGUGGACACUUGUCAGAAAGUCAACGGCUCUCUGGCUACGUUUGUGACCAAUGAGGAGCUGCAGUUCAUACUGAAGAUCGAGGUGGAUUUUGAUGACAAAGUCUGCGAGCGCAGAGACCAGUGCAAGUUUUGGGUGGGCUACCAGUAUGUGAUCACCAAUCAGAACCACUCCCUGGAGGGCCGCUGGGAGGUGGCAUACAAAGGGUCAAUGCAGGUGUUUCUUCCUCCUGAGGGUCUGACCAAUUUUGGGGAUGCAUCUCCCACCCAGGACAACGUAUUUUGUGCCCAGCUGCAGCGUUUUCAGAUCAAAAGCAUGAAUGAACGAGGUCUACACAGCUGGCAUGCUGAGAACUGCUACAAGAAGUUCCCUUUCCUCUGCAAGAGGAUCAUGUUUCCUUCAACAGGGCAGACGUGCGUGGACAUAAAAGACAAUGUUGUAAACGAGGGCUACUACUUCACCCCUAAGGGGGACGACCCCUGUCUGAGCUGCACGUGUCAUGACGGCGAGCCUGAGAUGUGUGUGGCCGCGCUGUGUGAGCGUCCACAGGGUUGCCAGCAUUUUCGCAAGGAUCCCAAAGAGUGCUGCAAGUUCACCUGCCUGGACCCAGAUGGAAACAGUCUGUUUGACUCGAUGGCCAGCGGAAUGAGGCUGAUCGUCAGCUGCAUCUCGUCCUUCCUCAUCCUCUCCCUGCUGCUCUUUAUGGUGCACAGACUCCGUCAGCGGAGACGUGAGCGAAUCGAAACUCUGAUUGGAGGAAACUUGCACCACUUUAACCUCGGAAGACGAGUCCCAGGCUUUGACUACGGCCCGGACGCCUUUGGCACUGGCCUCACUCCUCUGCAUCUGUCUGAUGACGGAGAGGGAGGCGCUUUCCAUUUCCAAGAGCCUCCACCGCCGUACGCCGCCUACAAAUAUCCCGACAUCCAGCACCCCGACGACCCCCCUCCUCCAUACGAAGCCUCCAUCAACCCAGACAGCCUCCUCUAUGUUGACCUCGGACACCGGGGAGUCUCCAUGGUGCCGAGCCAGAUGAACACCAUGGGAGAUGGGCUGCAGGCUGAUAUUCCCAACGCCUCUGGCCCCAUGCCAGAUUCUGCGCCAUCUUCUCAGGAGAGGGAGGACUCCAUAGAUAGCAGCACCCUCCUGGUGGGGCCUGACACCCCGACUGAUGGUCACGUGCCCGCCUGCAUGCCCGCAGACUGCGCCUCCUCCCUCAGCACCGUAGUAUAGGACUGUGGCUUGAUGGCAGGGAGCUGCAUCCGGACAUGACCUGCUGGCUGAGGAAGGCCGUGAGUGCACUGUGCACUGGGAGAGGACGCAGCAGACUGUUGUGUCGCUUGUCAAAAUGCUGACUGCAGGGAGGAGAGUUAAAGCUUGUACAGACGUAUCAGAAGCAGCUGGGGUAUUUUUUGUUUUUCAGUUUUGUUUUGUUUUUUUGUUUGUUUGUUUUUUUGAGGUGUGAAGAUUCCCUCUUUCUGAAGACUCUGCAGUUGGCCUUCUGAGUAUUUGUUUUUGUUGUUUUGUUUUGGGGGUUUUUUAAGACACUGGCAUCUGAGGGAGCAGAGAGAACUGUUUCUGUACAGAGAAAAAAAAAACACUACAUUGAGGCUUAGAAGGCCGCACAGACUUUGACUGAGCAAAGCUUUUGAAACAUCUCAGAGUUGGCCUGAUUGGUCGAGAAGCCCUGAUGUAAAUACCCCCCCUCAGGUCCGUGUCGGUCAAUUUUGUUAUACCUGUGUGUCACAGUCCAGCACAAGGCAAAGUGUGAUGGGUGGACAGUGAAGCCAGCUAUUGUUCCUUGUGUGUUUUUGUUUCCAUCACACCACCGUUCAAACGGACAGGUCUGUGUUGAUCAUUCGCUCUCCAGGCUACGAUAACAUCCUCGCCAGCCCCGUCUGUUGUGGCAUGUCCCAGAUCUCGAUUUCUAGUUGUUCAUAAAGAUCUACUGUCCCCUCACUUUCUUAUUAGUCUGAUACAUGAAGCUGUCUUCCAGGUUUAUAGCGCAUAUUUGCAGCAAAAGUUUUGUAAUAAUGAGGUUAAACCUUGUAAGAAGGUACAAUUAGUUUUCCUGCUGUAGGGUUUUUAUUAGGUAAUGCUGACACAAGGCAUUAUGUAUUCAAGAAUGUUGUGGUACUGAAAAAUAUCUGAGUCUGGUAUUGUGUUCUUUUAAUGCUAAUUUAUGACUGCAGGCUGUAAUCUUGAUUGUUUUAUUGUGGGAUAGACGCAGUCUGAACUCCCCAGUGAUCAGUGAGCUAAAGCAAUGAAGCUUUUCAAGUGCACGUGGGAUGAUGUCCCAUCAACGAAUUAGAGGAAAUCAGUUUAUUCACAACAACUGUUGCAAUCAUGAACCCGUUUAAUCAUUCAGACGGUCCUAUUUGUUUUUACUUUCUCACAAACUCAGCGCAGGAUGGUUGUGUAUUUGCUAACUGAACCAUUAUUAGUGACUCAAAGCUUAUUCUUCUGCACGUGAAACUCUUAAGUCGGGUUUUUGUUGUGUUUUUGAAAGUACGUCAGUAGUCACAUUUGGAUGCCGCCCCUCUAUAUCUGAUGUGUUUUUGUAUGUGCGAUUGAUCACGCAGUACAUCUGUUAUCUCAGUUAUCGAGGUUGUUUUCAGUUACUGACGAAGAUGAUGUCACCGACUGUAGCUGUGAGUCUUUGUUUCUGUUUUUGUGUUGAUGGGUCUCUUGCUGUUCUGUUAUCUCAAGUGGGAUCGCGGUAAAAAAAAAAAAAAAUGUAAUAAAAGAGAAGUUGUUUAGAGUCGUUAUUAUGACAAUCGUUUGAUUCUCUCAAGGAAGAAUUUUUACGAAGCCUGAAGAAGUUUGAUCAGUCGACCCACGACCACCAGCAUUCAUACCGCUUUUUAUCACAAGUAAAACCGACUGUACAUGGUGUGUGACUGACUGACUGCAUGUCUGUGUAUCUCAUGUUUGAAUGUACUGUAUGUGUAAAACUAUUAUUUCUUUUUUUGCUGAAGAUUAUUUUCCCCAUUUUUAUGUUUUUUGUUUGUUUGUUUGUUUUUAUGGCAAUGACAAUCCACAGUGGAUUAUCCAGCAGACAAACUCUCAUAAAUUGUGGGAAAAACAAGUAAUUUGUGCAUGUGUGCAUACAGGAGAUAUAUGUGUGUUCUGGUUUGGAUAUAUCUUGUUUUUUAUUCCGUCAGAUUUGUUUGGUUUUAUUUUUCAACCUGCUUUUUGGACCUGCAGUGCAUGUUCUUUUUUAUUUUUUGGCAUGCUGAGAGAUUUUUCUUUGGAUGGAAACAUUUUUAUAGCUCAAGCUCAGUCUGUCCUGUACAGUAGGUUCAAAGACUCCUGCAUAUACUUUAAUAUCUCCAUAUGCAUCAGACAACCUGCUCAUGAACCCCAACAGCUGCAUUUACACUGUAGUUUCUGUGCUAGACUAUGGUGGUGUGACAACUAAUUUUACUUGGAUUUGAAAUGUUUGCCGUAUAAUACAACAAAUGCUUCAUUUCAUUGUCUUUUAUUUCAUAGCCUUUAAAUUUAAAAAAAAAAGAAAAAAAAAAGCUUCAUUUUGCAGCAGGGUUGUGUUUUUUCUGAGGUAGAUGUACAUCUAAUCAAAUGCCAAAUAAAUUGCACCAUGAAGGACGA